Molecule: messenger RNA, 876 nt
Organism: Nanorana parkeri
Lineage: Eukaryota; Metazoa; Chordata; Amphibia; Anura; Dicroglossidae
Gene: ILK
Product: integrin linked kinase
Exons: 6
Biological process (GO): integrin-mediated signaling pathway; protein phosphorylation; substrate adhesion-dependent cell spreading
Cellular component (GO): focal adhesion; stress fiber
Molecular function (GO): protein kinase activity; ATP binding
Source: RefSeq, a predicted model, not a curated record
UUGCAGCUCAUCCAGCACAAGGCCGAUGUCAACGCCGUCAAUGAACACGGGAACUCCUCCCUCCACUACGCCUGCUUCUGGGGGCAGGAUGAGGUCGCAGAGGUGCGUCGUCGGCUGUGGAAGGGCCGUUGGCAGGGCAACGACAUCGUCAUCAAAGUCCUGAAAAUACGCGAUUGGACCACAAGGAAGAGCCGCGACUUCAAUGAGGAGUACCCCAAACUGAGGAUAUUCUCUCACCCCAAUGUCCUUCCAGUCCUGGGUGCGUGUCAGUCUCCACCCGCCCCUCAUCCUGUGCUCAUCACCCAUUGGAUGCCCUACGGAUCUCUGUACAAUGUUCUGCAUGAGGGGACCAACUUGGUGGUUGACCAGUGCCAGGCAGUGAAGUUUGCGUUGGACAUUGCCCGCGGCAUGGCGUUCCUUCACACGUUGGAGCCUCUCAUUCCUCGCCAUUACUUGAACAGUCGCAGUGUCAUGAUUGAUGAAGAUAUGACGGCUCGUGUCAGUAUGGCGGACGUCAAGCUUUCCUUCCAGUGUCCGGGACGCAUGUACGCACCAGCCUGGAUCGCACCGGAAGCUCUGCAGAAACGUACCGAGGACAUCAACCGCCGUUCUGCCGACAUGUGGAGCUUUGCCGUCCUGCUCUGGGAGCUGGUGACCCGAGAGGUUCAAACCCCAAUUCUGCUUCAGGUGUCCCUGGAAGGCCUGCGCCCCACCAUCCCCCCCGGCAUCUCCCCGCACAUCUGUAAGCUGAUGAAGAUCUGUAUGAACGAGGAUCCCGCCAAGCGGCCAAAGUUCGACAUGAUCGUUCCCAUCCUGGAGAAAAUGCAGGACAAGUAAAGGCGCCGGCGUUCAUUGUCCCACCCUGACUGCUACACC